Molecule: messenger RNA, 4288 nt
Organism: Amoebophrya sp. A120
Lineage: Eukaryota; Dinophyceae; Syndiniales; Amoebophryaceae
Source: the annotation of a GenBank genome assembly
AUGAAAAAUCUUCACCGCGAACAAGAUGAUGAAAGCAAGCUAGUACGAGUACCGUGCCCAACCACCGCGCCGCCACUCGUUCCGUCCGACGCCCCGAGCAGCCUGGAACUUUUUCCGUCUCAGGGUCGGACCUUCGUCGUCCCUCGUAAGCCACUGCAAGUAGAGCUCGGUUGUUCCACUUUCCCGCCGGGGCACAAGCUCCUCUUCGAGGCACUGACUCUGGAGCCGGGGUUGCAUGCGCCGAGGGUGUGCGCAAGGCUGUCGAAUUAUUAUUCUGGAGACACGAGGACAGCACUAGCUCCUUUGGCAGCACAAGAAGCACAACAUAAAAAUUUCGAGCCCCCUGCAGCUGUGUCGAGCCAAGUAGUCGGAGAUGAUGACACGGGACGAGAUGAGCCGGAGCAACUCGUUCUUGCGAGUUCUACUUCUAAAGCUGACACCAAAAAAUCAUGUAGUGAGAAUACCGACCGCGUUUUUCUCAAUGCCGACAAUUUACACUCCGCGCAGUCGCCGUUUCACAUCUCCAGCCUGCCGCGAUGUUUCAUCACGCCCGAAGAUCUGACAAAGUGGAACAAAUUUUUCGCGCAAACCGACAACGCCGAAGGAGGUGGUUGCAGGGGGAUGAAAGCGGGAAAAACAAGCGCAAGUAGUCUUGGAAGUUGUGAUGCGGGAGCUGUACUAGACCAAGUACAAGUUCAAAGUGCUAUCUUUGACGACCCCGCACUGCAGAUCGCGAACCCACAGCCCGUCUGGUCGGGGAAAACGAAACUGCGGGAAGUAGAACCGGCAGAGGUGGGAAAUAAACACCACGACAGUGGCACAAUUGUUCCUCAACAGCAGCCACACGCCCAACGAGAACGACGCGUAACUACCCGAAACCCGGACCACACCGCGAGACGCAUCUUCAAAUCGAUCGGAUCGUUCGAAGCCAGCACGAAGAUGCACGUGGAGAGCGCCGUGUUUUACUCCAUGGUGUGGCACCUGUUCUGGUUCCGGUGCAGGCGGGAGGCUGGAGAUCUCAAAACUGGCGGAAAAAGUAUCAGAAAGAACAAUUUUCUCCAACAGGGAAAACACAAACAAUCACACAAUAAACCGACUUGGACCAAAGUGGAGAAAGGCAAAGCUCGUGGUGGUGGUGCCCCCGGUGUCUGCCUCUUCUUCGACGAGGUCAACGACGGUGUAACGCUGAGCUUCCAGCGGGAUCUGUCCCACCCGGAGGGGGUUGCGCUCCCGGGAUCGAAUCCCAUGAAUCCGAAUAACGAGCCGGAGAUCGUUGGGCGGGCAAAAGUGGUGGAUUUGAUCAACUUUCACUACUACAGAAACGCCAAAACGAGCCCACUAGUUGGUGGGAGCAAGGGCGUGGAAAGUAAACGUGUUGUAGUGCCGCCUGCUCCCGGACUCAUGCAGACGGACGACAGUGAGGACGCGAAAUUUGUCGAGCAUUUCUACAGUAAGUUGCUCACCGACGUUGUGGGCGAAUAUUUGACAGAAAUAAAGGAAGAUGACCGUGCUGAAACUCAACAGAGCAAACUCGCGCCUACUCUCCCCUCCUGGGCAGAGACGCUUUACCCAAGUUGGGCACUGAAUAUGGUCUACGAGGAGAGACGACCAGUUUCUAGCACCUCUUGCCCCGGGCGCUCCGGCAAUAAUAUUAAAGGGACCACGACGUCGUUUGGCUUUCGUGAGAACGGCAUCCCCUUAUCCAGCAAAAAACAACCAUCCCCAUCCAUUUUAUGCAUGACAAACACAGGAACUCAUGCAUGUUUUGCAUGAUAAAUUGGAUGGGGAUGGUUGUUUUUUUGUGGAUACCCCUACAUCACUUUCCAAGCUGACGUGAAAGAGUUAUACCGUAAGGACGCCAGUCUGCUCCUCCGCAAGGAAGGCCGGAUGGCAGCCAACGCACACUUCAGGCAAGCGAGAAAGGAGGAAAAAGAGGCACGAUGUUAUCAAACGGAAAAUUCCCCCCUCCCCAUAUCAAAACGAAAUUUGUGAUGCUGGAUUUGAGUGCACAAAACAGGUUUGUCUUGUAGUAGAGCGCUUCAGGAAUAUACGAAGCCCGAGCAGAGGGGUUUUGACAUAGGCGCCCAGCAUGGCAAACGUCUACGCUCCUGCAGGACCAUACGCAUCACAAACCGCCUGCAUAAUGCGGCGGAGUCCGCGCAGUUGCAUUCGUGCAAGACAGAGACGAUUUGUGGUCACAAAUCAGCACUAGAGGCGUGUCUUUUCGGUAUGGGGAGGGGACAUUUUCCCUCACGAUAGAUGUACCGCGGCGAUAAUGAUCAACCUGAGACGCGGCCAACAUCGUGGGGUCUCUUCGACUCCUUCUUGGGGAGAAACGCAUAUGUACCCUCCAAAGUGGGAUGAAGAUGCUGAUGAAGAAGCGGAGAUUACAAACAACUCAACCACCUCCAUGGGGGAACAACAAGUGUCGAGUAGUUAUGGCACCAACUACUGCAGGACACCCGCAUGGGCCGCGCCGGAGUAUAAUUACCGCGCUGGCCGUCUUUCCGCUCGUCGGUCCGAACAAGGACGGGCGUAUGACGACACUCCUCGCACCUGCUACUGGGCGGCCCAUAACGAGGUAAAACCACCGUACAUCGAUCCAGCCGACUGCGACCACGCGUUAUUUGCCCCCACAUCCUGCUUCGAGCGGCAAGAGGCUGACUUUCUCCCUUUCACUGAGGCUGACUUUGUCCCGCUCGUCUCAACCGGAGGUGCGACGGGAGAAGGAGGUGGACCACCUGGCUGCACGACCGCGUCGGAGUUGUUGCACCAUAAUCGUCGACUCCCGGAAGACCAAGAUGUCGACUGUCACGGGAGAAAUUAUGAUUCCGGCGCAGGAGCAGCGCCGGAGUUUUCUUCGAGCUGCAGCGCCACCAGAAAGGCCAGGAGAAACGAAUUUCAAACUACCAGAGCCCAGCGGGGAGCGAGAUUUUUACAAAAUUACUACGGAGAGGGCGGCUCGGCGCCACAGCACAAGUCACGAAAUGCUCGGCAAGUUUGGCAGCAAGACGUAGAUGAACAACCACUGCCACGGCACGACACUACGCGAAACCAGGACCUUCCAUCGCCGCGGUGCGCAGGAGCACCGCCCGGGCUCUUCUCGAGGGGUUUCUACGCAGCCGGUACUUGUUCCAGCAACAGAGAUUUUAUCCAUACACACCAAGACGACCGGCAGGAAUCGGCGCACUUAAGAACGCCGUCGAUGCAACAAAACGGCGACGUGAUUUGGAAUGAUCAGGAACCACCUUCAACUCCGUUGUCUUUUCGCCGGCGAGAAACAAUCACUGCUGAUCCAGUAAACAAGAGCGUGGCAUCAGCGCAGACGGAGCCGGCAGACGGUUCUCUUCCCGUCCGCCGCUCGGGGCUGACACAACCAGGAGAUGGGCUUCCAGCGCAGAGUUCUUGUGGUCCGGAAGGAGAGGUACAACAACAUGAAGAUCAGCAGCGUCAGCACAAAUGCUGCUCUCAUGUUCCGGAAAGAACGACGGCCGCGUCUGUUCCCUACGUUCCCAGCGCCGCAGCGUUUUCUUCUCAGCCGGUCGUGUCGUCGGCAUUUUUGCCCGGCCGGCGAGAAAGCUUUGGGAGCUACUACGUCCCAGCAACGGAGGCUGGACCUGAAAGUAAAACGGGGGAGGAGCGAAACCAAGACCCAGGUGGGUCGACGUCGUCUGCGGCACAUACUUUAUCGCGUGGUUUUAUGUGCGAUAGAAGAGACGACUCUAAUGCCGUGCCGUCAUCAAAUGAUCAUAUGACCGUUGUGGACAUCAACCACCCUAGAUGGAAUUCGAUGACGCCGGAAGAGCAGACCGAUCUGCUCCGGUGGGCGCUCGAAACGGGGAGACGGCUGCGGUUUUGACCAUCAAAGGAUGUGUCGCGUAAAUUUUUUUGUAUGGCGUUUUAAUAAAAUAGGUGUUGCUUUUUACAUGAGACUACCCAAAGAUAUAACUGGUGAAUCCAUUGAAAGGAUUUUUUUUCGCUCGGUGCGUGCACUUGAGGUCUCUCUUGUGCAGUAUUUCUAUUUGCGAAGAUGUUGCGCAUUAUUUUUCGCUUAGAAUAGGCUUUUGUGAAGCUGAGACGUCGAAAGUCAUGACAUUUCUGCUAAAAACGAUAUUUCUGGUGGCACGGCGGUGAUGAUUGAUCACUCCUGGCCGCGCUUGCAUUUCACACAUGUUUGUUUGAGAUGUUUUUGCUCUUCAUGUCGAAGAAGAUUGUAGUCCGACGCUCUUUCGGGCGGUGCAUUUAUUGACACUGGCAACUACUGAAACUAUUUGCUGGGAAUAAAGAU